Triticum dicoccoides is the source of this 2530-nucleotide messenger RNA. Its product is annotated as protein CNGC15b-like. Gene Ontology annotation, biological process: monoatomic ion transport; transmembrane transport. Gene Ontology annotation, cellular component: membrane. The coding region runs from base 45 to 2141 and encodes 698 amino acids. The record is from RefSeq and is a predicted model, not a curated record. NCBI's taxonomy places the organism in Eukaryota, Viridiplantae, Streptophyta, Magnoliopsida, Poales, Poaceae. Gene Ontology annotation, molecular function: monoatomic ion channel activity. The transcript is spliced from 4 exons.
AUGAUUCGGACGAGUUGCCAAAUAACACCAGUACGUACAGUACCAUGGCAUCCGGUGCUUCACGAACCGUCAGGUUUCAGAACGACGUCGACGUGAAGCACUUCAGAGCGAGCCCUCUCGAGAGCCCGCAACCACCGUCGGGCAGAAAGCGCAGCAGGUCCCAUGACCCGAGGCGGUGCUGGCCGGGAUCCCGUGACUCCCCGGAGAAACCGCGCGCGCGCACGAGCGGCGGCAGGGCCCUCAAAGACAGGGUGCUGUCGCGGGCCUUCUCGGAGGAGCUGGAGUCGCUGAUGCACGCCGGCGGCGACCGCCACCUCUUCUUCUUCUUCGACCCGCGCGGGCAGGUGAUCCACCGGUGGCACAAGGUGUUCCUGGCCGCCUGCCUCGCGUCGCUCUUCGUGGACCCGCUCUUCCUGUACCUGACGGGGACGCGGCGGGACGCGUGCGUCGGCUUCGACUACUCGCUGGCGCUCACGCUCUCCAUGAUACGCUCGCUGCUGGACGUCUUCUACGCAGCGCACAUCGUCAUCCGCUUCCGCACCGCCUUCAUCGCGCCGUCCUCGCGGGUGUUCGGGAGAGGGGAGCUCGUUAUCAACCCGUACCAGAUCGCCAGGCGGUACCUUGCAUGGACCUUCUGGUUCGAUCUGUUCACCGCACUACCACUGCCGCAGUUCGUGUUGUGGGUGGUGGUGCCGAAGCUGAGGGAAUCCGCGAUCACAAACAUAAAGAACGUGCUCCGCUUCAGCAUCAUUUUCCAGUACCUGCCGCGGCUGCUACAGAUCUUCCCGCUGACGAGGCGGAUCGUGAUGGCGACGGGGGUCAUGACCGAAAACGCCUGGGCCGGAGCAGCCUACAACCUCAUACUCUACAUGCUAGCCAGCCACGUGCUCGGAGCACUGUGGUACCUCUUCUCGGUGCAGCGGCAGGAGUCGUGCUGGCGGCAGGCGUGCCGCGUCGAGGGCCCGCCGUGCCAGGACAUGUUCUUCGACUGCACGAGCACGGUGAGCAGCAACCGGAGCGUCUGGUACGCGCUCACCAACGUCACCAGGCUCUGCGCCCCCGGCAACAACGGCUUCUACCAGUUCGGGAUCUUCGGCGAGGCGCUGGACGCGCAGCUCACCACCUCCUCCUUCACGCACAAGUACUUCUACUGCUUCUGGUGGGGGCUCAAGAACCUCAGCUGCCUGGGCCAGAACCUCAACACCAGCCUCUCCAUCGGCGAGAUCAGCUUCGCCAUCGUCAUCGGCGUCCUCGGCCUCGUGCUCUUCGCGCUGCUCAUCGGCAACAUGCAGUCCUACCUCCAGGCCACCAUGGUGCGGCUGGAGGAGUGGCGGACCAAGCGCACGGACAUGGAGCGCUGGAUGCAGCACCGCCAGAUCCCGCAGCCGCUCAAGGAGUGCGUCAGGCGCUACCACCAGUACAAGUGGGUGGCCACCCGCGGCGUCAACGAGGAGGCGCUGCUCGAGGACCUCCCCAUGGACAUCCGCCGCGACAUCAAGCGCCACCUCUGCCUCGACCUCGUCCGCCGGGUGCCGCUGUUCGACGAGAUGGACGAGCGCAUGCUGGAGGCCAUCUGCGAGCGCCUGCGCCCGGCGCUCUACACGCGCGGCACUCGGCUGGUGCGGGAGCUGGACCCCGUCGACUCCAUGCUCUUCAUCAUCAGGGGCCACCUCGACUCCAACACCACCCAGGGCGGGAGGUCCGGCUUCUUCAACUCGUGCCGCAUCGGGGCGGGGGAGUUCUGCGGGGAGGAGCUGCUGACGUGGGCGCUCGACCCGCGGCCCGCCGAGGCGCUGCCGAGGUCCACGCGCACCGUGCGCGCCGUCUCCGAGGUCGAGGCGUUCGCGCUCGUCGCCGAUGACCUCCGCUUCGUCGCGUCGCAGUUCCGCCGCCUGCACAGCGCGCGCAUCCGGCACAGGUUCCGCUUCUACUCCCACCAGUGGCGCACCUGGGCGGCGUGCUUCAUCCAGGCCGCAUGGCGCCGCCACAAGCGCCGACGCGCGUCCAUGGAGCUCAGGGUGCGCGAGGGCGGCAGCGAGGCGUGGCCGGGAGGGAGCGUCAGGCGCCGUCGGCACAGUUGCGACGGCAAGGCGCUCAAGAAACCCACGGAGCCGGAUUUCACGGUGGAGCAAGAGGAAUGAAAUGUUUCUUGCUUUGCUUUCUGAGCUGGCAACGGCGUCAUUAGUUCCGCAAAAGUCAAACUUGACAAACUUUAAUCAAAAUUUUGGAAAAUUAUCAAAAUCUAUAAUAUCAACCAUACACCAUAUAUGGAAUAUAUUUUAUGAUGAAUCUAACGAUAUUAUCAUAUUCUUGAUGUUAAUAAAAAAAUUUAUAAAUUCGGUCAAAGUUCACAAAGUUUGGCUUUAAAAAAAUUCUAAUACGCACUAUGUUUUAAGACGAAUGGAGUACAGUUGUUGGAGCCAAGGUUCUUAGGACUGACUCUUAAAAAAAACUCGUAGGGUAGUGUUCAUGUAAGCUAUUUAUUGUUCCGAUAAAUGAUAAUGUAUUACUGCCGAGUUAAUACCAAAUA